Elgaria multicarinata webbii is the source of this 1314-nucleotide messenger RNA. Its product is annotated as SRSF protein kinase 3-like. The transcript is spliced from 12 exons. Gene Ontology annotation, cellular component: nucleus; cytoplasm. Gene Ontology annotation, biological process: peptidyl-serine phosphorylation; spliceosomal complex assembly; regulation of mRNA processing. The record is from RefSeq and is a predicted model, not a curated record. Lineage: Eukaryota; Metazoa; Chordata; Lepidosauria; Squamata; Anguidae. Gene Ontology annotation, molecular function: protein serine/threonine kinase activity; ATP binding. Bases 161 to 1306 code for a protein of 381 amino acids.
UUCAGCAGCCUGGCAGGUCUACAAGCCCCAGGCUGCUUAUAGUGAGAGUCCAGAAUGAGCUGGGCUGCUUAAAGGCGCGAGACAUAGUCAAGAUGUAAAAGUCUCCACAAUUUGGACCAUUCCAAGUAUCUGGCCAUCUGCAGAGAGCUGCAUCCCUGCCAUGGACGAGUGCGGGUGUCAGGAGGAGACUCCCUCGGCAUCCUGUGCAGAAGGCUACUACCCAGUGAGGAAAGGAGAGACAUUCAACGGACGAUACCACGUGGUGCAGAAUCUGGGGCGUGGCUACUUUUCAACAGUCUGGCUUUGUCAAGAUGUGGAGAAGAAGAGGUGUGUGGCAGUGAAGGUGCCCAAGGGAGGGGAGGAUUUUGCCGAGGCAGCCCUGGACGAAGUCACGCUCCUUCGCUAUGUGAACAGCAAGAGGAGGAAAGAUCGUGCCGGUGAUCACGUCAUCCGAUUCCUGGAUGAUUUCAAAAUGAUUGGAGAGAACGGCUUCCAUGUGUGCUUAGUGUCUGAGCUGCUUGGACCCUCACUGCAGUCCUUGCUGAACAGCCAGGGUGCCCAGGGCCUUCCAUUACCCUUUGUGAAGAAAGCUACACAGCAGGUACUCCAAGGCCUGCAUUUCCUGCACAAGGGAUGUCGCAUCAUCCAUGCAGACAUCAAACCGGAGAACAUCCUGCUUUAUGUCACAGAAGAGAGUCUGCAGACCCUUCUUCACAACAUGGUUUCCUUGGAGCAAAGUGCAGGAGUCAAGCCAAAGAGACCAGGGGCUGACAUGUCUGCUCUCUUGGAUUGUUGCAACCUAAUGAAAAUGGGAGUGAAAAUCGCAGACCUGGGAAGCGCAUGCUGGACUUACAAGCCUUUCUCAAAAAAGAUCCAGACUCAGCCCUACAGAGCUCUGGAGGUCCUUCUCGGGUUAGACUACAGCACCCCAGCUGACAUCUGGAGCGCAGCGUGCUUGGCUUUUGAACUGGCAACUGGAGAGCGUCUCUUUGAUCCCCAGGCUGGACAGUACUUUUCCAGAGAUGACGAUCAUGUGGCUCGUAUAAUCGAACUCCUGGGCAGAAUUCCACCCAAAAUUGCUUUGCACUGGAAGCAGGCAUCAUGUUUCUUCAGCAGGAAAGGUGCUCUCCUGAGGAUGUCCUGGAUCUCCUCCUAUGACCUCUACCAUGUCCUCACGGAUAAAUACAGCUGGCCAAAGCAUCAGGCAGCCCCUAUGGCCAGUUUUCUCCUGCCAAUGCUGGAGUAUGCCCCAGAAAGAAGGGCAGCGGCUGAGAAAUGCCUUCAGCAUCCCUGGCUCAGUACCUAGGAACCAGC